AUGCCGGAGGUUUCAGAUUAUGCAAAACUACUUCAUACGAAAAUGCGGGAAUCACCUGCUUCCAAAGCAUUCACACAACAGGAAGCAUCCAAUUUAAUUAAUGUUACAAAAGAAUCAGAGUUGAUGUUAUUACUACAGGAGCUUCUCAAUGCCAAUUUGAUCAAAUUGACUAAAUCGGGUGAGGAAAUACGAUUUCAGGCAGUUAGUAUUGAUGAUGCUAAGAAGUUGGUCAGUAUGACCGAUGAUGAACGAAUGAUUUAUUCAUACAUUGAAGCUAGUCAACGUGAAGGUAUUUGGACAAAGACCCUUAAAGCCAAGACCAAUUUGCAUCAACAUAUUGUGUCAAAAUGUUUAAAGAACCUAGAACAUCAACGAUAUAUCAAAUCCAUCAAGUCGGUCAAACAUCCAACGAGAAAAAUCUACAUGUUGUAUCAUUUGCAACCAAGUAUUGAUGUGACUGGUGGACCAUGGUUUACCGAUUCUGAACUAGACACUGAGUUUAUUGACACGAUAUUGGAGGUUGUAUGGAGAUUUAUUGUCAACAAGACAUUCCCGCGAGGAGAUGAUGAACAGCACCUGGUGAAUCCAUUACAAGCUUCAUAUAUAGCGUCAUUCCAAGGAGUCGACCUAGAUCAGAUAUUGGCGUUUAUCAAUGGAAGUGGUGUUAGUUCUGUUGAGUUGGAACUCAAUGAUAUUCGAUCAUUAUGCGAUGUUUUGAAAUUCGAUGAUAAAGUGGAGGAGAUUGAGGGGCAUAGUGGGUUGUUUAAAGCCACAAGACAAAGUUUAGUGGAGAAAGGGUUGGUGAGGAACUUGGAAGAGUUGAAAGGUCAGAUUCCUGAAUCGACAAGAGAAUACCUUGUCAAGAACAAAGAGUUUUCAAUUUUUGAUUUCAAGACUGAAGUUGAAGAUUAUCAAGAUGAACAGGACUUUGUAAAUUUGGAUAGUUUUGUAAAUGUAUAA
Molecule: messenger RNA, 960 nt
Organism: Lodderomyces parapsilosis
Lineage: Eukaryota; Fungi; Ascomycota; Pichiomycetes; Serinales; Debaryomycetaceae
Product: DNA-directed RNA polymerase III subunit
Exons: 1
Coding region: 1-960 (319 amino acids)
Biological process (GO): transcription by RNA polymerase III
Cellular component (GO): RNA polymerase III complex
Source: RefSeq, a predicted model, not a curated record